Symbiodinium necroappetens is the source of this 3795-nucleotide messenger RNA. The record is from the annotation of a GenBank genome assembly. Lineage: Eukaryota; Dinophyceae; Suessiales; Symbiodiniaceae.
AUGCUUGGGCACACAUGUGGGGGCAUGGCGGACACCUGUGCGUCGACGGGAGCGGCUUCUGAGCUGGAGCCUCACACCUGGAAGCUGGGCUACUGCCUCUCCGCCGUGCGCUGGGAGCAGUUCGAGAAGCGGGAGGAGGCGGAGCUUCGCUACCGAGGCCUCUGGUCCUCCAAGGUGCUCGUGAGCCCCGAGGGUGAGGUGAAGCUUUGCUCCUCGGCUCUUGUGGAUCCCAAAGGUCUUGGGGUGGCGAUGCUGCUACUCUCAGCUAAGAGAGGCUUUGAAGAUGUUCAGCCCCCUUAUGCUGCCUUGGAGAAGGGAGAUGUGGCUUUUAUUCCAGCUGAACGGCUGCCAGGAGUUCCACAGGCUCUGCAGCUUGUCUGGGACAUGGUUGCUUGGAGAAGGUCCAUCAGUUGGUUUGGUUCACGCGUUUCGGCGGAUUCCCUCUGUUAUUUCGAUGUUGAGAAGCAUCCGGGCAUUCGGGGCUACGUGGCGCUGACCUUUGACGAUGCCCCAUGCCGCCUCGGGCCAAAGAAUUCCAUGCUGCCUGAGAUUCGAGCGCUUCUGAAAGAGCAUCAGGCACAGGCCACCUUCAUGCUCCUGGGGAAGUUUGUUUCUGGUAGUGAGAACGACCUCCUUGACCUUUUAAGAGAUGGACACGAGCUGGGGAAUCAUGGCCUUGUGGACAAGAGCUACUCGGCCUCCUCUGCAACAGAGUGUGAGGAGAUGAUCGACGAGUGCUCAGAGCAAAUUAGCGACUUGCAGCGACGUGCCGGAAUUUCUUCCGCAUUUCGCUGGUUUCGGCCUCCUCAUGGCCAAAUGAGCUCCCCAAUGGCGGAAAUCGUGAAGCACAGGGGCCUCAAGGUUCUGAUGUGCGACGCCUAUGCCUGCUGUCCCGUGAUUCAGGAUGGUGACUUCAUAGGCCGUUUUUUGGCGAGGCGGGCCGAGCACGGCUCCAUCAUUCUACUGCACAUGCCCGAGCACGGCUUUCGCGCGCGCGGCCUGCAGGUGGUCACCGCCGGGAAACUGGCCGAGCUGAUCCGUCUCUCUUCGACUCCCGGAGCCCUUUGUGCAAUGGCGUCGGAUCUGCACUUGGAGGCAGAAGGCGAUGACGACAGGUGUGUACUUCGGGACUAUAUCCCGAACUGCGACAAAAGCGGCGGUGGAACUCCAGUGGAUUGCUCUAAAGCUAUCAGGGUCUACAUCGACAUGGUCGCACAUGAGCUGAAAAAUGUGGAUGAUCAUCGUGAGGAAUUCCAAAUGGUCUUCAUGCUGAAGCUCAGCUGGCUCGAUCCCGACCUUAAAAACUUCAAGUCAAGCAUCACUGUUCGCGAGAGAAGCGGUUUCACCAAACUUCAUUUGCGCCAGUUGGACGUUGUCAUCACGAAAAUGUAUUGCAACGGCGACAUCGAGUUUAUUGAUGUGUCGGACCAUUCACAGAAGCGUCAGCUCCUGCGCAAGCAUGAUUACUUCAGCAUUCAGGAGCCAGAGUGGAAGGAACAUUUCUUCCCGUCAUAUACUUUUCUUAAUAUGCAGAACGAUGCUGUGCAGCCUUUGGAGACUAGAAGGCUGCUUUGGUGUGGGGAGGAGGGAGGUUUCGUCUCGUAUACGGUGAAGUACGACGCGAAGUUUAAGGAGGAGCUCGAUCUGAGAGCCUUUCCCCAAGAUCUUCAGCUGUGCAGGAUUCGGCUGACGGCCGAAAAGACCGUCGACGAGUUCCAGUUCGUGCCGCUGAAGAGUACGGCCCGUCAGCCGCAGAUGUGUGACAUGUGGGUCCUGGACAAGGAGAUCCAAUCAAAGUGCUCGGUCUAUGUUCGCCACUUGGACAGGUACCUGCCAUUUGCGAACCAACGUUCUUGCGUGAACGCCGUGUUCCACUUGGAGCGGAAAGGUGGUCUCUACUUUCGCUCGAUGUUCUUCAUGGUCUUUCUCGUGAUCAUUGUCAGCCUCUGUAGCUUGAUGAUUCCGCUUGAGGAUAUCAGUGGCAGGCUGGCGCAUUUGAGUACCUGCUUCUUGGCCAUCAUGGCAUAUCGUUAUAUCGUUGGGGACAUGUUGCCGCGGAAAGCGUACCUCACGCCAGCUGAUUGGUAUGUCAUCUUUGCCUGUGGACUUCAAGUGGUCAUCGUGGUCCAAACGGUCCUGCUACAAUAUGUCGAUGGCUUGGUUGCGAACUCAGUACUGAUCGAAAGAUGCACUGGGAUGGCUCUUUUGGUUGCAUGGCUCGUUCUGAACUAUUUUCUUCGACGGUUCUCACGGUCCAAGCCUCAACAUGACUGGAGAAGCGUGUACCAGGACACAAAAGUCUGUCCAGAAUGUCGUACCAUAGCCGAGACUGUCUACUUGACUCCUGUCGACCAUGCCGGGAUUGCCCCUGAGGGCUACGAGAAUGGUGUUUUCCAGAGAUACACACAGAAGUGGACAGAGACAGGCGGAGGCACUGAAGUGGAUUGCUCCAAGGCUAUCAAGGUCUAUGUGGACAUAGCUGCACACGAGUUGAAGAGCGUCGAUGACAACAAUGAACAGUUCCACAUGGUAUUUGUGAUGAAGCUAGGUUGGCUGGAUCCCGACCUGAAGAACUUUAAGUCUCGGAUAAGUGUUCGAGAAACGAAGGGCACCUCAAAUCUUCAUUUGCGCAAGCUCGACGUCGUGAUCACCAAGAUGUAUGCCAAUGGGGACGUCGAGUUUAUCGACCUGUCCGACUCGAAGCAGCGAGUCCAAACACUCCGCAAGGGUGAGUAUUUCGGAAUCCAGGAUCCAGACUGGAAUGAGUACUUCUUUCCAUCCUACACCAUCCUGAACCUGAAGCACGGUGCAGACGCGACCGUGGAGACACGGAGGCUCCUUUGGUGCGACGAAGCAGGCGGCUUCACUUCAUUUUGCAUACGCUUCGAUGCCAAGCUGCAAGAGACAAUGGACCUCCGGAACUUUCCGCGAGACCGCCAACUUUGCAGGAUCAGGAUGACAGCCGAAAAACCUAUUGAGGAGUUUCAGUUCGUCGUGCUCAAGGGCAAGAAGGGCAUCAGCCAGAUGUGCGGUAUGUGGCAGCUGGAUGGGGGCACUGUUUAUGCACGUCACCUGGACAGGUACCUGCCAUUUGCGAACCAACGUUCUUGCGUGAACGCUGUGUAUCACUUGGAACGGGACGGUGAGUACUACUUGGACGGCGUGCUGCUCCUAAUCUUUCUGGUGAAUGUCUUUAGCCUGUGUACCUUCUGCAUCCCACUUGACGAUGUGAGCGGACGGCUGAAGCAUUUGAGCACCUGCCUUCUCGCGGUCUUCGCAUGCAUGUACAUCAUCAACGACAGGCUACCUCGCAAAAGGUAUUUCACAGGGGCUGAUGCAUACAUUAUCUUUGCGUGCACCUUUCAAGUGCUGCUUGUUAUUGAGACGUUGUGUUUUCAACUUUUCGAAUUCCUGGAAAAUCCAACGCUGACUGACCGACGCAUUGGUUUGGCGCUGUUGACUGCAUGGGUGACCGUGAACUGCUUGCUGCGCUGGCUGUGGAGACGUGACACUGACGCGAAAGCAGCCUGGCAAGCGGUGUACCAAGCCAGUCGUGAGCCGUAUGCUCCAGUCAAUGAGUGCUCAGAAUGCGGAGAGCAGUGGCUCAGCAAGCAGUGUGAACACAAGAGUCCCACGAAACGCUGCGUUAACUGGCCAACUUGCUAUGGCGAAGGUGACAGCAUCAAGACCAUCUACAAAACCCCAUGGGAUCUCGAAGUCCCUCUCGUGGCCGCGCAAGAUUUCCCCAAUGCGCCAUUUCAUUUGAAGCGAGCUCCUGCCGGAACACAGAAGUGA